This is a messenger RNA of Spea bombifrons (plains spadefoot toad), 6638 nucleotides long. RefSeq names its product NHS like 2 (gene NHSL2). NCBI's taxonomy places the organism in Eukaryota, Metazoa, Chordata, Amphibia, Anura, Pelobatidae. The transcript is spliced from 8 exons. Gene Ontology annotation, biological process: cell differentiation. The record is from RefSeq and is a predicted model, not a curated record. Bases 675 to 4124 code for a protein of 1149 amino acids.
AUAUAUAAUGUUAGCUGUGCGGGGAGGUAGAAUGGGAAAGAGGUAUGGUGAUAAGCAGAGAAGCGGAGGGAGGGAGCUGUAUGCAGUGGUGAUGCAGGGAGGGGUAUCAGCAGAGCGACGUAUGUGAACAGAAUAAGCCAGAGAGAUAAGAGGGGACCAGAUACAGUGAGGCAGAGCGGCUGGACCACUGACUAGCUGAUCUCUGCAGACUGACGACAGGGAUAGACACCAAGAUAGGAAGGGGAUCUUAGAGAAGAGGGUGAGAAAUAGAGGUGCAUCAGCAAGAGGAAUUAUGAGGACCAGGAGAAACAGGAGAAGGUAAAAGAAGGUGGAGAUAGAGAGAGAUUUGAGGAUAGGGAGAAAAAAGAACGCUGGGAGGAGGGUGAUACUGACAGCAAUAAUUUGGUGAGAAGGAAUAGAGAUGCUAAUAUUCUAAGAGGAGAUACACUGUGCAAGUAAAAUGGCAAGGAUAUUGGGAGGUAAAAAGAGAAGGAGAGAUAGAAAUAACUGAAAAAAAACUGUAGCUUGAGGAGGAGACAGAAGGGAGAAAGGGAGGGAGAAGAGAUGCUGAAACCUGCAGACAGGCAGAGGUGAUGUAAAUACCUAGAGGGGGAGUGUAGGAGCAAAGAAAGGAGAGAAAGAAAGAGGAUAGGAGGACAGGCUCCUGCUGCAGAAUGAUGGGGAACUCACCGCACAAACAGAGAAGCAAGAAGCAUCACAGAAUGCAGCCAGCAACAGCUGCUGCACCUGUGGAUCAUUCCAAAUUAGCAAACUGGCAACAACAACCUGUGAAUGUCUUCUUAUCUUCUAAACGGCCGCCUUGUGUUGAGGAGCUUCAUCAGGAAGCUGAGCUCAACCUAAGUAUUCUUCAAGGUGAUUCCUUUUCUGAAGAAUUUGAAGAUCGAUACCUAGAUACUAAAGUUACCGGGCAGACAUUUCGUUAUUCCGCCCUCUCACAGUCUACGACAAUUCCUCCAGAAACUCCUACAAGACACACACCCAAACGGCUUGAGUUUGUCUACUUGCCGGCCAACAGAAGGGUGAGUGAAGAUGAGACAACCACAGUAGGAGUCAGGCCACGGGAGACAUGUCUGAGUUUACCAACUACACCCGACAAGCAAGUGGCCUGGAUUAAAGCAUUCCCUUUUCCUAUCCCAGAGGAGAGACGAUGGCACCAGUCUAACUCUAUCCAGACCAAUAUUGUGCCCAUUAAUGUAUCAGGUGAAGUGUUUGAUAAACAUGCAACUUCCCGCCACUCCUUAUUUAAUACUGAGACUGCAGUAAACCCCAAAACAACCUUGAGACGCAGAAGGACCAUUAUUGGUUUCUCCCAUCAACCACAACAGGACCAUGGAGAAAGCAAGGCAUGCUCAACAGAGUCAAACACAAAACAAGGAGCAUCAGCAGCAGUUCCAGCAAAAACAGGUAAUGCCAAUGGUGUGACGUGCAGUGAACAGCCCCCUGUCACAGAAGAGCAACCUUCAAAACCCGAGAGUUCUCAUGGAAGGCACCCAGGUGGUAGAGCAGCUACUCCACAUCCUCAACAACUGCCUUUAAGAAAGACCUUCAGUGACCUUGGCCAUAUUUUGCAAAACCCUAGCGACGGUGACAGUACAGGUGUGAUGUAUGCUAAUGCAUCAUGCAAUGGAGCAAAGGACUCUGGCAGUCUUACCCAGGGAUGCUCAUUCAACUAUAUGACCCCAUCUAGCCCAGUGAAAAGCCAGCCUAGUGAAACUAUGAAAUGUUCUACAUUAUCAAUGGCAUCUCCUGGAAUUUCUAAAGGCGGGGGCUCUUACAAACUUAGAAAAGAGAAUGUGACAAGGAGCAAUGGAAACACUGUAUGUACUACCCUCCCAAGCCCUUCUGUGAAUCAUGCAAAGGAUGUUGAAUCCAAGGGUAAUUUCCAUCCCGUCCAACCAGGUAUUAGUAAUUCUUCUACCAUGCCAAUAUUGUCUGGGGAAUGCACAUUUCGUGAAAGGUCACUUUCUAUGCCAACAGACUCAGGUUCAUUGUCCUCAGUGGAUAUAGCUUACACAGAGAACAGGAGAGGUAGUGGUGAUUAUGCCUUGAACUAUCCUAGUGGGAGCUCAGAGGAGAGUACCAGUACAGAGAAUGUAUCUGUAGUUGCUGAGCAAGAUAACCAGGAAAGAAGGAGGUCACGAAGUAUUUCCUUGAGGAAGCCAAAGAAAAAGCCAUCACCUCCAGCACGCAGUGUUUCUUUGAUCAAAGAUGGCAGCACCCAGAAAUUACAGCCCGCAUCCACUAUGCCUAAAGACCAGAGACCCAAAAGUCUUUGCAUUGCCUUUGACAGCCAGGGGCAUAGUUACAUUCAGUCAGCCAUUCAAGGUACGGCAACUAUGCCAACAGCAAAAAGCAUGUUUUUUUCACAAAGCUGGGAUCACAGUAACUACAAAUCUAAUGAUUUAUACAAGACGUUAUCUGCAUCUACCAUGGCAACAGGAAACACUGUGAUUGAGUACACAAAGACACAAGGAAGUUCAGAGUCAUUAACAUCCAAUUCGAGGGCUACAACUCCCUCCCAAGUCUCUACAGGGCCAGACUCAAAGAUCUCAUCACCUGGAAAACCUCUUGCUUUGAUGUCUCCUUCCAGUGGUUACUCUAGUCAGUCAGAGACUCCAACUGCAGUCCCAACAUCAUUGAUUCUUGGGCACUCUCCUUACCAAAGUAAUAGGGUGAGGCCAAUUGUUCCUGAAAGAAAGUCAUCUUUGCCAGCUGUUUCACCCAUCGACAGAAGUCCUAAGGUGCGGCAACCAUUCGACGUACCAUUAACACCACCUACACACCUUGACUUAACUUGUGUGAGAAAAUCUUCAAAGGGAAAAGUGAAAACCAGUAGAAAUCAUUCUGAGUCAACAUUUGGCACUAAGUUAAAUCAAAAGACUAGUCCUGUGCAGCCCAUAAUGCCAAUGGUGACACAAUCAGAUUUGAGAUCCAUCCGGCUUCGCUCAGUAAGCAAAUCAGAGCCAGAGGAUAACUUGGAUGGUAUAGAUCCUAUUGACGAACUUGUUGAUGAAGCUUUCCCUUUGCCAGAUAAAAAGGUAAAGCCUCCUGUUGCAGAGAAACCUCCAAUGUCCAGAAGACCCAUAAAUCUUGCUUACAGAUCCUCUGCUGUAACACCAGAAUCUCCUGUGAUGUCUCCGAAUUCCCCUGGAGAAUAUGUCAGAGACCAGUCAUCUCCUCAGGAUGCAUACAUGGUCAUUGGGACAAUCAGACACAAAAAGAGCUAUGAAGCAGAAACUCGUGUGGAGACACCACCUUCUAUAGAACCCUCACCUCCUUCUGAAGGCUAUUUGUAUGCAGUCCCCUUAGGGGAUAGGAGCUUUUCCCAGAGUAGUGCUGAAGAGGAAGAACUGAUAAAAGGAAAGCACAUACCAGAAAGAAUCACCAUACAAAGCCUAGCUUAUGCAGAUAAAAAAAAGGUAAAGGUUCCACCGCCUAUUCCUAAAAAACCCAGUGUGUUACACUUGCCAGUUCCUAGUCCACCUCCAACAAGUCAAGCAACAUGUACUAACUCUGAGCAGAGGUUGUCCCCAAGCCUUGUGAUCACUCUUGAUGCUGGAGCAAAAUCCUAUCCUGACAUUAUUGAAUUCAAGAAAUAUGAUGCAGGAGGAACUAUUUCUGCUGCACAACCAGAUCUUGUAUCUGUCGAGAGUUUGGCAGGCACUUUAGCAGAUACAUCAGAAAAUCGGUGUGUAUCAAGGAAAACAGCAGAGUCUAUUAUUGAAGAUGAUGAUGAAGUGUUUGUGAGUUCCCGUACUACUGAAGACUUAUUUACAGUCAUACACAGGUCCAAAAGAAAAUUAUUAGGAUGGAAAGACUCUGGAGACUCAUUUGGAAGUAGGCAAAGUUCAGUAUCACCUAUUAAAAAUUCAUCUGGCUCCACAAAUAGCGACUUUUCAACUGGCACCCUGAGUACCAUUGGGACAUCCAGCAAAAAUGAGGACUUUAAAGCUCUUCUCCAGAGAAAAGGCAGCAAGAGUAGCCUGGGAUCUCGUCCCUCAGCUGCUGAACUUCUGAAGACUACCAACCCUCUCGCAAGAAGAGUCAUGAAUGAGUUUGCUCCAGAAAUUGAGAAAAAUAGCAAUUCCAAAACUUUACCAUGAAGUACACAAGAGUGAAUCAAUUGAUGAAACAAAAUAACUGAAAAAUAAUUAUAUAAAAAAGGUGAUUUGUUGAACAUGCAUUUCAGUUAAUCUCCAGACUGAUCCUUUUUAACUUUGAAUUUUAACUGGUGGAUUUCAGUGUAUAAAGCAUCUAAAGGCUUCAUUAUUGGUUUCCUGAAUACAUAAUGAAGAGUGGGUUUCUUUUGAAACACAAUCACAGACUGUUUGAGACAGGCACAUGUGCUUCCUGCUUUAGUUAACAUUAUACCCAAACUAAAUAAUGAAUGGUCUUUGAAGUCAAAUUGUGCCAAACACAGACUGAAAUAUAGUAAGUGUAUUACAAAACAGGAUCUCGUUCAAAAUAUAUCUACUGGAAUGUACAGGAUCUUCUGCAUGUAACCCAAAAUAUGUUUCACAAUGGUAUUAAGCUUUGCAUUUUGAUUAUAUAUUUUGUGCUCCAUUAUUCAUUUUACUGCUUUAAAGAUGGGGGUGUUAAGGGAAAAUAUUGAGCUUAGAAUACAGCUCUGUCUGUGACUAGGCAAAUGGAGACUGAAUUUUGAAUAUACGACAUAUAGGACUGUCUUUCUAUUCCACUAAAUCCACUAUUGAAUUUUAAUUUGUUGACCAAUUUAAAGAUUAUAUAAGUGUCCUAAGGCAACCCUUGGGUGUCAGUGUGACUAACUCAGUAUUGCAUUAUAAAAACUGCUGCAGUCAUGUACACAUCAUUUGACUGUCUAUUUCUAUGAUUAUUUUUAAAACAUUUAAUAUCUCAGAAGGAUUCAAUAUUUCAUUUCACAUUCCACAAAACAUCAUCAUGAUUUGGUUGAACUUUUAACAGUUUGGAUUUAAUGCAUUCACCUAUUUAUCUACAUCGAUGGAGGUGCGAAACAUUGGCGCACAGCAUUUCUAGCACUUACCAAGCCUUGCGUGGAAACUGUUACCCAUAUGAUUAAAUUGUAUAUUUGUAGGUAAUACAAUCUUUUUUUGAGAAUCCUUGUUUAUUAAAGCCUGUCACAUGCCAAUGAACUAGAACUGAACGGAAGCCAUUACUAGAAGUUAUGUGUUAACAUGUUGAUAAUUGGUUAUCUGUAACUUGACAAUCAGGGGCUGGAGGAACAGCAGUAGUGGCUUUUUGAUAAAGAAACGUGUUCUGAGUAUUUUCCUGAGGAUCCCAGGCUUUUCACUAAACAAAAAUGUAUAAAAUGACCGCACACACCUUUGUGGUAUAUUCAAAGUGCAUCCUAGAUACUAUUGCUGCAACAUUAUAGCAGUGUUGUUGUGGUCAAUGAGCAAACAAAUCACUAGCAUUAUUACCUUAGGUACAUUACACUAACAGAUACUGAAACAUCACAAACUAAGAAGAGAUACUAAAAUCUGCUGAUGGUGGCACAGAAGAACAUAUUUUAACAGUGGACAAAGCGCUAGAAUUGAAUGCCUAUUGUCUAUUUUUGUUUUGCUUUACCUCCUACUCCAUUUUCACAUAUUGUGAGACUGCAUAGACAUAUACUGUAUAGGUAAUAGUGUAUAUAUGUUAAUUUUGUAUUACAUAUAUGUAUGUAUUCCACCAUGUAUAAGGUGCCAGUAUUCUAAGCCAUAUUUCUCAAGGCAAAAUUUAGAAAUUUCUGGACAAAGUGAGGUUUAGACCAUGUUUGUGAUGUUCUGGUCACCAUGGUAAUUGAUUUAUAGAAGUUGGACACAGAUUUGCACCAGUUUUGCCUUAGUAAAUAUGACCAUAGUGCUCAUUAAACAAAGUUUGCUCAUUUCAUGCGACAAGUAGCCUCCUCCUAUCAGUACACAUACCUGGGAACGUUUUAAAUGAGCCGACUCCGAGACUCUUUAAAUAUUAACCUUUUAAUAGCCUGCUAUGUACAUUCUAUGUAGCGACUCAUCAAAUGUGUUACUGAAAUGGCUCUAAUACCGGUCCUCAUUGAAACCUUGGCUUGUUAUUAACUAAAGAUAGACAUAAUUAAUAUGCAUCAAAGCAGGGAUAUCACCCAUAACAUACUGAAAGCUAAAGCACCAAAUCAGCUCCAGACAGUAUGACCCUGAGAAUCUGUCCCUUCAAAACCCAGAGACUUCGGGUCAGCCACGCCACUGUAAAAAUGACCCUGCACUCGUUCCUGAUAAAUACCAGCCAUUCUACAUUCUAGUAAUCCACAUCUUUGUACAUUAAUGUAUUUUAUAAAUAGAAAAUAUAAAUAUAUAUAUAUAUAUAUUCCUCGAUGUUGUACUUUGUAAUUAUUGGACAUGCUGAUUUCUGUUUACAGUGUAACCAUCGGAGUCUUGAGCUAUGAUGAUGAUUUAAAUUCGCUAAUUUUCAUUGUUUUCGAUACAAAAGAUGUUGGGCUUUCUUUUGAUGGAUCAUGGCCAAAUCUUUUGUUAGAGAGGAUCUAUUGCAUAUUUUCAAUUGUCUCUUUCCAGUUAUUAACUGAAUUUGUGUACAGUUUGCAAUGUAUUGAUCCGUAUUGCUUUUUAUUUUGCAUAAAAGUAAUAAAAAUGUAUCAGUUUACUAAA